UCUCUCUCUCUCUUUCUCUCUGUGUGUUGCAACUUACAAACACAAGUACACAACACAGAAAGACAGUGAGCGAGUUAUUGAGAGUCCAGAGAGAAACACAAAACAGAAGAAGAAGAGUUCAGUCCAGACAUUAGAAUGCAAGCAGCGGAGGCUGAAAUGAACGGCGCGGAUAGCAAUGCAUUUCCGAUCGCGGGUCCCAGUAAUAACCUCAACCUCUCUUCUUCCCCUUCUCGUGAGGAGGAUUUUUAUGACAAACUAACCAAGUUUUAUCAGACCUCUGGCCUCAGUCUAAUUUUCGAUUUCCGCGAGACGAAAGUUAACCUGUACCGUUUCUAUAAAGAUGUGAUUGAUAGAGGAGGAUACUGUCAGGUAAGCAAAGACGGGCUAUGGGAUGAAGUUGCAUCUUCCUUAAAUGCAGAUAGCAGUGUUUUAGUACCACCAAAUCAAAUUCAAAUGCUUUAUGCAAAUCUCUUUUAUCAGUUUGAGCAAACAUACUACUACCGUUCUCCUUCUAAAGUAAAGGAAGCUCAACUGUUGAAAGCUGCUCUAACAGGUCAAUCUUUUAGUUCUGGCAAAAAAUCAGGCGGCCUGACGAAGAAGCGAAAGCAUAGUGAGGGUAAUGAUGAUAGCCUGGUAGAAAAAAGGGCUUCCGUGCAAAGUCCUGCCCACUUGCCUACAGGUCCUGCCCACUUGCCUACAGAGAUCAAGUCAGUUGAGAGGAACUCACCAUUGCAAGUGCCAACAGAAGAGACAGGUGUAGUCUUAAAAACACCAACAAAAGCCAAGGAAACGAAGAAGGCAUAUAUGAAGGAAAUGAAGAAACACUCAAAUGCUCCCGUGGGUUUUAGAACAGGAUACAUGAUCUUUCUCAAGAUGGAAUGUGAAAGAUUAAAGAUGAUACACGGGGAGGACUCAGCUGGCCAAUACAGAGAUAUGGCAAAUGAGGCAUGGAGGCGUCUCUCUGAGAGCGCCCGAAAGCCAUACAUUGAGGCAAGUAAAAGAGACAAGGAGAGAUAUACCCGAGAGAUGGCUGAGUUCAAGAUAGUAUAUGAUCAGAUUGCAGAAACGCAAAAUGUGGUUACCACAAAUCCAAAUCUUGUGAUUGACUUUGCAAAACCUUCUUUACCUUCUUUGCAAACUGACGGGGACUACCAUGUGAGUCUACCAGAUGAUGCAUACCAUGUGGCUUUGCCAUCUGAUGCGGGCGACACUGUUACAAACGAACAGUUAGCUGCGGAGAUUGUGCAGAACUCUGCAUCAACUGAUCCCGAGUUUCAGCUCAACUGGGAUGGGUACACUUGAGGUAGUCAAGUAAAAAUUGUUGGGUCCUGGAGGCUUUACUGGGAGCAGUGAUUUUAAAAGUUCCCUAGUUAGAGUGGGUGCCAUUCCACCUAAUAUAUUAUAAAAUUUUGUAAAUUUUGUGUAUACUUUGUAACCAGCAGAAGUCUUUUUGAAAUCUGCAAGUUGGUUGAUGUUUUCCUGGAUUAGUUUAGUGGAAGUGAUAACAAUCAGUU
This is a messenger RNA of Daucus carota subsp. sativus, 1514 nucleotides long. RefSeq names its product high mobility group B protein 10. The record is from RefSeq and is a predicted model, not a curated record. The coding region runs from base 136 to 1302 and encodes 388 amino acids. Gene Ontology annotation, molecular function: DNA binding. Lineage: Eukaryota; Viridiplantae; Streptophyta; Magnoliopsida; Apiales; Apiaceae. The transcript has 6 exons.